Lolium perenne is the source of this 582-nucleotide messenger RNA. Lineage: Eukaryota; Viridiplantae; Streptophyta; Magnoliopsida; Poales; Poaceae. The record is from RefSeq and is a predicted model, not a curated record.
AUGCACGUGGACCCACCUGUUAGUGGCUCAAACGUUACCGCCGGCGUUUACGGCAAAACGCCGGGGGUCACGCGUGCACGACUUAGUCGUUUGGUGGCCGCGCGUUUACCCCCAAAUCGACCUGCCGCCGUCGCCGCCUCCCCCAAAUCCCCUGCGCCGUCGUCGAUCCGCCGUCGCCACGCGCCUCCCCUAAAUCCCCCACCGCACGUCGCCGUUGCCGCCUCCCCCAAAUCCCCUGCGCCGUCGCCCUCGAUCCGUCGCCAUCGCCGUCGCCCUCGAUCCAUCGCCAUCGCCAUCGCCGUCUCCCUCGAUCCGUCGCCAUCGUCCCCAGCCAAAGCCUCCGCCCUCGCGCCCCCGCCGAAUUCACACCAGAACCAUCCUGCCGCAGCUCCCAUCGCAGCAGCUCACGCCCGCCUCUCCAGCCCGCCGACCAGGUGCCAACCGCCGCAGGAACCGCCGCAGGAACAAGCUGCCCGCCUCUCCGACCUCGUCUUCACCGCUCACUCCUGCAGAAGCUCAAGUUUGUUGCCCAGAUAUGUCUCUGCAGGUACAUUGAGUGCCAAUGUUUCGCCGAAAUGUUGA